This is a messenger RNA of Drosophila rhopaloa, 719 nucleotides long. RefSeq names its product chorion protein S18 (gene Cp18). The transcript is spliced from 2 exons. The record is from RefSeq and is a predicted model, not a curated record. Lineage: Eukaryota; Metazoa; Arthropoda; Insecta; Diptera; Drosophilidae. Gene Ontology annotation, biological process: multicellular organism development. Bases 109 to 642 code for a protein of 177 amino acids. Gene Ontology annotation, cellular component: egg chorion.
UCACGUAAGAGUUUGGCGUCUGCCUGGAUCUGGUAUAAAACAAAACAGUGCGACAUAUUGAAACAUUAGUUACCUUCGCACCGAUCAACUAACCAACUCAGUCUCAGAAUGAUGAAGUUCAUGUGCAUCUGCCUCUGCGCCAUUGCCGCUGUUUCGGCCAACUCCUAUGGAAGUGCCCGUGGUGGAUACGGUGGUGCCCCAGUGGGUGCCUAUGCCUACCAGGUGCAGCCCGCUUUGACCGUUAAGGCCAUCGUUCCCGCGUACGGCGGUGGAUACGGCGGACAGCAGGGUGGAUACGGAGGAGAGGAGCGCGGAUAUGGCGGUGGCUACGAGGCUGCUCCCCUGGCUUCGGCCUACAGCGGUGCCAAUGCGGGAUCCGGCUACUCCGGCUCCGGCUACGGUGGUGCUCCGCCAGUAGACCGUCAGGCCAUUGCCCUGGCCAAGCUCGCCCUGGCUGCCCCCAGUGCCGGAGGUCCAGUGCUGUGGAAGGAGGCUCCCCGCUACGUGGAGCCCGUCUAUCCACCCAUCAGCUACGGACCCCAGGAGUACGGACGCGCCGAGAAGGUGAAGGGAGGUUCGGCAGCAGCUGCCGCCAGUUCCGUGGCCGCCGGCAAGAAGGGAUACAAGAGGCCCAGCUACUAAACGAUGAACAGUGAAUUAGAAACAAACUACGAAUUAGGAACUAGGCCAUUAAAAUAAAUGCCAAACUUCAAGACUUA